AUGGACCCAAACCUCGAGCUUUAUAGGAGCAUAUUGCACCUUCCCCCAUGGGAGCGCCGCGAACGCAUGGGACAUCUUCCUCGAUCAGAACUCGACAGGGUCAGGGCAAUCAUCGAAAGGGAGAAUGAUGCUCAGAGACUAGAAAAAUCCAUUGCAGGCCGGGACCUCGUUCAAGUGGCCUUGACUGAUCCUUCCGAGAUUACAAAAGAUACACAGUUGCAGUAUACCCUGCUUGGCCGAACCAUCUACUCUCGUGACGAGGCCAGGAUGGUAAAACGCAUUACCAACAACGCCGCAGAUAGUAGUUCAAGCCUGGUUUAUCAAAUUCGACACUUCGAUCAAUCUGCCAAACACUUCUGUUUGGAUGCCUGGAAGUUAGUCUACUGCGACAUUUACUAUGUCGAUGGAGGUAGCGCUACGUUACAGGAGAUUUACGAAGCACGCCUUCAAGAAGAAGAGCUCCAAACCCCUGCCGCCAGAGCUAGAGAGCUUGUGCGUUGCGAUGACCUUAAUCAGGCUCGGAGAAAUGCCAAAUGGAUGAUUCCUGCUGUCGAACGUCUUUCAGCAGACGAACAAGUACAGCUGGCUCCGGAAGACGAGGAAUUCUAUCAAAGACUCUUGGAACAUUCUGAAGACAAGGAGCACACGGAAAGGUUCUUGAAACAAUAUUUUUACGACAAAAUCCCAGAAAGAAUCUGGAAACAGGUAUCCCCUGCGCCGCCAGCUUGGAUGCAGAAGAUCCUUGAUACUCAAGAACAGUGGGGUUUUAUAUACUACCUAUCCAGGGAAGUCGAUCAGAAGUAUGUCCGUAACUGGAAGUCAACUUGGAAUCGACUUAUGAAUAUCAGUUCGCCACUGCGGGUAACCUGGGGCUCUAUCCAUUGUCAAGGCGGAGACAACCGGAGUGCCUUGGAACGGCUUGAAACUGAGAAUUGGCCUAUUUUUUAUCCUAAUGAGACCAUGGCUGAAGACGAUGACCUCCGAAAACACUUCAAAGAAUACAUUAAGGAGAAUCGAUCUCAGACCCAAGAGGAUGAAAAGAAGAAGAAGAACAAGAAGAAGUACAAGAAGAACAAGAAGGAGAAUGACGAUCUCUUAUCUCCUGGACUUCUACGGAAUACCUUUAUUGUCAUUCCUAUGGAAUUCAUUUUCGGCAAUCGCAGCCGUGAGGAAGGUGACUUUUUUGAUCCUUGCUGGGUUUGGGCAUAUGAUGCAGACUGGGACAGUUCGGAAGAAGAAACGGUCUUCAACGGGGAGAAGUACCAAGGCCGCGUUAAGGUGGCCAAGUGGUCGGUCAACUCAUGGUUCUAUGCUGCUCGCUGGGAGGGAGUGAGUCUUCGGGACAUGUGGCUUAAGGCACAGCAGCACCCGGAAAAGGUGUGGAUUUGUUACACAAAGAGAUUGGAAGAGUGGGAUCAUGAGCCGUAUAUUUAA
Fusarium vanettenii 77-13-4 is the source of this 1434-nucleotide messenger RNA. RefSeq lists its product as uncharacterized. NCBI's taxonomy places the organism in Eukaryota, Fungi, Ascomycota, Sordariomycetes, Hypocreales, Nectriaceae. The record is from RefSeq and is a predicted model, not a curated record. The transcript is spliced from 2 exons. Bases 1 to 1434 code for a protein of 477 amino acids.